AUGUCAAAAGUUGCAUUGAAAGGUUCAUCUAAAUUAGUUUCAGAUUACUUUGAAUAUGCUUUAAAUAACAUUCUAUAUCAACGUGGUAUUUAUCCUCAAGAAGAUUUUAUAACUGUUAAAAAAUUUGAUUUGCCAAUGAUUAAAUGUAAUGAUGAUGAUAUUUGUAAAUAUAUUGAAAAUAUAAUGAUUCAGAUUAGAAAAUGGAUUUAUCUGAAAAGAAUUGAAAAAUUUGUAAUUGUAAUUAUAUCAAAAAGUAAUUUGGAUAAUAUUGAAAGAUGGGAAUUUGAUGUAAAAUCUGAAAAUGAAGAAAUUGAAAAAGAUCAAAUUGAAACUCAAAAGGAAAUUCAAACAAUUAUACGUCAAAUAACUUCAUCUGUUUCGUAUUUGCCUGUUUUAAAAGAUGAUGAUUAUACAUUUAAUGUUUUAGUAUAUACUGAUCCAAAUACAAGUAUACCUAUUGAAUGGAUUGAUACUGAAGGUGAUGGUAAAAUUUUACAAGGUGAUAAUAUUGAUAAUGUAAAUUUUACAUCAUUUAGUACAAAAUUUCAUCAUGUAAAUACUUCUGUAAGUUAUAAAUAUACUUAA
Molecule: messenger RNA, 585 nt
Organism: Insectozyma verbasci
Lineage: Eukaryota; Fungi; Ascomycota; Pichiomycetes; Serinales; Debaryomycetaceae
Source: the annotation of a GenBank genome assembly